Messenger RNA from Alternaria burnsii, 789 nucleotides. Its product is annotated as 5-nitroimidazole antibiotic resistance protein. The record is from RefSeq and is a predicted model, not a curated record. The transcript has a single exon. The coding region runs from base 1 to 789 and encodes 262 amino acids. Lineage: Eukaryota; Fungi; Ascomycota; Dothideomycetes; Pleosporales; Pleosporaceae.
AUGGCGUCUCCGGAAUACCCUAAAACACCCGUCAAUAAACUCGGUCGUUUAGCAAACCGAGCUGCCUACGACUACGCCACCAUUCACACUCUCGUUAACACCUGUCCUAUUCUCCACGUCUCCUUUGUCGACCCCGAACACCCCUUUCCCGUUGUCCUACCCAUGAUAGGCUGCACUGGAAACUUUUCCUCGCCUUCCUCGGACCCAGCAAGCACACCUCAGGAUCUUUACAUUCAUGGCUACGUCUCCGGUCGUAUAUUCAAGAGCGGGAAGAACGCCGAUGGCCAGGGAUUACCCAUCACAGUCGCAGCCAGUUUUCUCGAUGGUCUCGUAUUGAGUCUGACGCCGUUCCAUAAUUCGUGCAACUACCGCUCUGCUGUUGUGUACGGGUAUGCGCAGUUGGUGGAAGACCAGGAAGAAGCCCUGUACGCUAUGAAGGCCAUUACGGAUAACAUGCUCCCCCAGCGUUGGGACAAGUCACGCACACCGCCCACACCUGCCGAGCUCAAGUCUACGUCUAUCUUGCGUAUUAGAAUUGAGAGUGCGAGUGCGAAGAUAAGAACGGGUGGGCCCAGUGAAGACAGGGCCGAUUUGAAGAACGCUGAGCUUGUGAAGAAGACUUGGACGGGUGUCGUGCCGUACUGGGGUACUUGGGGUGAGCCUGUGCCGGGUAAAGAGAAUGGAUGUGAGGAUGUGGAAAGCUAUAUCGAGGGCUGGAGGAUGAAGGAAACGGGACAGGCUCGAGGGUAUGCGUUUGAGGCCAUUGAUAUGGACGGGAAGAAGAAAUAA